Molecule: messenger RNA, 2925 nt
Organism: Patiria miniata (bat star)
Lineage: Eukaryota; Metazoa; Echinodermata; Asteroidea; Valvatida; Asterinidae
Gene: ufl1
Product: E3 UFM1-protein ligase 1-like
Exons: 19
Coding region: 34-2439 (801 amino acids)
Biological process (GO): response to endoplasmic reticulum stress; regulation of proteasomal ubiquitin-dependent protein catabolic process; protein K69-linked ufmylation
Cellular component (GO): endoplasmic reticulum membrane
Molecular function (GO): UFM1 ligase activity
Source: RefSeq, a predicted model, not a curated record
UUCGAAACCAGCUAUUACAGCAGUACAGUAAACAUGGCGAGCUCAGAGUGGGAAGAAGUGAAGCGACUCGCAGCAGAUUUUCAGCGAAUUCAGCUGACCAGCGCUGUACAAAAAUUAUCUGAGCGAAACUGCAUUGAGAUUGUUAAUAAGCUGAUUGAGUUGAAACUGAUCGAGGUCAUCUAUACGUUGGAUGGCAAGGAGUAUCUGACGCCAGCCCAGCUUAGCAAAGAGAUACAUGAUGAACUCAUAUACCAUGGAGGAAGAAUCAACUUGGUGGAUUUACAACAGAUUCUUGGUGUUGACUUUGCUCACAUUGAGGCCAAAGCCAAUGAACUCAUCAAGCAUGAACGGUCACUUCACCUGGUACUUGGCCAGCUGGUUACAAGAGACUACAUGGACCGACUGUCCGAGGACAUCAAUGACCAGUUACAGGAAGCUGGUCAGGUGACCAUUGCAGAGUUAACCAAGUCACAUGACCUGCCAGCAAGCUUCCUGUCAGAGAUGAUUGAGGCUCGUCUUGGAACUAUAGUACAGGGACAGAUGGAUGUAUAUGACCAGGGCGUGUUCUUCACCCAAGCGUUCAUUGACAGACACACUGCUCAGAUACGCGGUGCCUUCAGUGCUAUCACAAAGCCAACACCAGUUAUAACCAUUCUCAACCAGUUCAAAUUUCCGGAGAAAUUAUUCUUUGGUUGCCUUCAAAAGUUGGUGGACAAGGGUCGUCUGAAUGGCUCCAUUAUUGGGGGCCGUCAGGAUAAAGCCGUGUACGUUCCUGACCUGUACGCCAAGACGCAGAAUGAAUGGGUGGACUCCUUCCAUGCUCAGAACGGGUACCUUGAAUAUGAUGCUCUUGCUAGACUAGGCAUCACAGAUGCCAAACCUUACAUCAAGAGACGCUUCAAAGCUGAGAAUCUUCUGUUUUUGUCGUCUUGCUGCGUGGGUAGUCAACUCCGCGAUAGGGUGGAAGCCAGCAUAGAUGAGGCAUUGUCUACUGGAUCGUGGAUAGAUGUCACGCCUUUGCUGCCGUCUUCGUUUACUGUGGAUGAUAUCCAGCAGUUGUUGCAGCAAUGCAUGAAGGGAAGGGGCAAAUCCGGGGCCAGGAUUCUGUGCAAGACUGUCGUCUGCAGUGAGGCAUUCCUCUCGGAAUCUAGGACCCUGUUUGAUCAGCUCAUGACCCAAAAAGCUGAAAAGGAUGCCAAAAAUGCACCUCAGUUGCUGUUACAAGUGGACAAGAAGGCUGUAGCCGCCGUCAGGGGAGCUGAGGGCAAGAAAGAUCGCAAAGACGAGAGGAGAAACAAAGCAGCAUCUGGGGGCGGGAGCAGCGGCAAUAAGGGAGGCGGUCAAGGAAUCUCUAGAGAGGUCAAAACCAAGAAGGUGAAGAAGAACCGAGGGAGAGAUGUGGAUGAUAAAGAGGAGGAAGACAUAUCAGCGUCCCGUGGGCACCAGUCAGAUGAGCUUCCAUUCAUGUCAGUCGAGGAGAUUGAAGACGUCCUGAGCAAGUCGCUGCCGGAUUGCCCUGAGGAACUUCACUCUGAGCUGGCUGAAGACCUAUACAGGCCUCUUCACAGAGCCUACCAAGACAUUGCCAAGUCCGUCUUCAUGUCAGCGACCGGAUCCUCAGACAGCUCCACACGACGCAAGAACCGGGGCGAGAUACAAGAUAAGAUCAACGGCCUCCUCAACAACGUCCGACUGUUUGACAAAGGAGUCAGACAGUUUCUAGGUAGGGAUGAAGAUUUAGAGAAUCAAUUGUCCAAAUACCUUAUAAGAACGCUGUGCACGGAUAUCACAAAUCUGCUGCUUAGUGCUGUCACCAGCGAGAAUUUGAUGUCGGAAGUCGACCCGACAACACUCAACGUUGAGACCCGGGCAGGGAUACUUGUGAAACUGAAAGAUGAGUUACGGACACCACUCACUAAGCUACACAGCAGUUUGAAUGGCAAGGAUCUUGGGGAAUUCCUGUCCAGUUUGGAGCGGGCGUGUGAAUCCAAUAAAUGCGACAUCAUGCUCAAGAAACUGGACAAGAAAAAAGAAAGACAGUUAGUUUUCAACCAUCGUCAAGCCUUACGUGAACAACUCCAGAAUGAGACAGACCCAGCUAUGGCCCUACACCUAGCCGCAGUACUUGCCUUCCAGAAUAGCACACAGUGUAUGCUACAUGCACCGGGCAAGCUUGUCCCUCAACUCAUCUCCUUCUUACAAACCCACCUGGCUUCCACAAACUACUCCUUGCUGCUGCGAUACCAGGGCCUGGUCCAGAAACACCUGGGUCUGAGCCGAGACCGAGACCAGCCUUCGGACAACAAGAGUCCCACAAUGGAUGGAAAUAAAGCAGAGGAGGCAUUGUCAGACGUCGCAACGCAGCUCGAACUCCUGCUGCCCGAUGUGAAAGAGAUUGCACUUGCGAAGAAAAAUGCAAAUGCUGCAGUUGAAACGUAGCCUUUAAGCAUCCACACAAAUUUCUAUAGAGUCUGGAAUGUUCGAUAGGCCUACAUGUGAUUUUGCAUUUAAACCAAUUUCAUAAUGUAUACAAAACAAAAAGUUGUGGGGGUUUUUUUUCUGCCGACAGAACCACUGUCCAUUUCACACAUACUGCAAUUGUAAGCAUAAAAAAGAAUAUGCUAAGUUGAAUGACAGGAUUUACUUGGGGAAAAAAACAGUGCAACAGUAGAAAUGUACAUCCCUGUACAAGAUGCAGCUUUGAAAUGAUGUGGUUACAUUAAGCAGGACAUAACACUUUUGUAGCUUCUUGAAGUUGGCUGUUGGUCCUUAGAAAUGAAUCUUAAAGGUACAGUUUAUCUUUUGAAGCUAUCCAAAAAGUAAGUAACAAAAUGAUUGCUGGAAAACAUACUUGGUUUAAAGAUAGUAAUGGCACUAAACUCCCUGUGAAAUUAUUUUUCUGGCAUGCAGUCAUUUUGAAGAAAA